This is a messenger RNA of Tetrahymena thermophila SB210, 3156 nucleotides long. RefSeq lists its product as hypothetical. The record is from RefSeq and is a predicted model, not a curated record. The transcript has 27 exons. Gene Ontology annotation, molecular function: small GTPase binding; GTPase activator activity. Gene Ontology annotation, biological process: activation of GTPase activity; nucleocytoplasmic transport. NCBI's taxonomy places the organism in Eukaryota, Ciliophora, Oligohymenophorea, Hymenostomatida, Tetrahymenidae. Gene Ontology annotation, cellular component: cytosol; nucleus; perinuclear region of cytoplasm.
AUGAUUGAAAUAGAUUAAUGUAAAUCUAACGUUUCUUAAACUGAUUAAUUCUUAAUAGAAAACUAUAAAAAAUGCUCUAUUCAUAAAAAAAAAUAGCUAAUAAUGGUAAGGAUAGAUGAAGAGUAGGAGUAACACUAGCUUGAGUGUGUUUUUUGUGUAUGUUAGUAAUAAUAGAGAAAACUAUAUUUACCUCUUGAACAUAUUAUUGAUAGUAAUGAUAAAACCAUUUUUAAAAGCUGGCCUAUUUUUGAUGAUUCUUAAAUUUACGAGAGUCUUUUAGAAAUUUCUUUAAGAGAGAAUUUUUUGGAAGAAAAUUUAAAAAAAGUAAAGAUCUUUUUCAAGGAUUUUAAAUCCCAUAUAAUGAUGCUUUUAGAACAAAAAGAGAGUGAAAUAUUAAAAGAUGUUGAAUAAAAAUCAGAAGAAAAUAUCAAUGUUUUGCAAGAGUAUAAUACUAUAUCUCAAAAGGAAAAACUUAAAGAUAUUAUUUUAAAUCAUUACAAAGAUUUAGAUUAGCAAGAUAGAAUGCUUAAAGAAAUUAUAAGAGAGAAUAAAUUAAAUUAAGAGAGAAAUUAUACCAAAUUAUUAGAUCUAAUUAAUAUCUAAAGUCAAUUUAAAGUAGAUUUAUCUCCUUAUAAACAAAUCAAACAAAGUAUUAUAGAUAUAAUAAAAAGUAUAAAUUCAAAUCAGGAUAUUUAAAAUGUUUAAAGUAUACAACAAGCAAUUUUGCCAAAUGUAAAUUAGGUUAAUGAAAUUGUUAAUUAAUCAAGAUUAAAUAGCAUAUAAGAAAUAAAUGAAGCUAAUUAACAAAUAAUUACACAAUUUGAAACAGAUAUUGUUAAGGUGACUAAAAUUAGUGACUUUGAAAACUGUAAAAACUUCAAAAAUGUAGAAAUUGACUUUAAGAAAAGUUAAAUAUCAAGUGAAGGAAUUUAAUAAAUUUCAAGUGCCAUAAAAAAUCUAAACGACCUAAAAGAUUUGAAACUUUUUUUAAAAGCUAACAAUAUUAAUGAUUUAUAAUUGAGAGAAAUUGGGAAAUCUCUUGAAAUUCAUUAAAAUUUAGAGAAAUUAGAACUUGAUUUGAGUUCAAAUUGUAUUAAGACAGAUGGAGCUAUAUCUGUUGCAAAUGUGAUUUCUAAAUGUGUAAACCUAUCUAAUUUGGCCAUAAAUUUGAAUGAAAAUAGUAUAAGAAAUCAAGGGGCUAACUAUAUUUCAAAUGUUUUACCUAAUUGUUUAAAACUUAAUUAACUUAAACUUUAGUUAGAAAAAAAUUGCAUCGAUUCUGAUGGAGCUGAGAACAUAGUCAAAGCAAUAAAAAAUUAGAAUAGAAUUACACAUUUAAAUCUUAACUUUAAUGAUAAUAAUAUUUGCAAUCAAGGAGCCACGAUUAUUUCGAAUGCAUUAGAAUAAUUCUAAAAUAUUUGUUAGUUAAAGAUAGCAUUAGAAAAAAAUCGUAUUAAUUCUGAGGGAGCAGAGAAAAUCGUAAAUGGAAUUAAAAACUGUAAUAACAUAACAUAUUUGAGUCUUAGUUUUAAUUAAAAUCAAAUCGGAAACUAAGGAGCAAUAGCGAUUUCAAAUGUAAUAUAAUAAUGCUUAAACAUAGUGAAGUUAAAAAUUCAGUUAGAAAGUAAUUCAAUUAAUGCUGAGGGUGCUAAAAAUAUUGCUACUGCAAUAGAAAAAUGUCAAAAUAUUACAAAUUUAGCGAUUAACUUAGGAGAAAAUUUAAUUGGAUUUGAAGGAGCUAAAUCAAUAUCAAGCAGUUUAGAAAAAUGCCUUAAAAUUACACAUCUCAACCUAAAUUUAUAUAGGAAUUCAAUAGGCACAGAAGGAGCUAAAAAUUUAUCAAAUGCUUUGUAAUAAUGUCGAGCUUUAACUAAAUUGAAUCUUAACUUAUAUAGUAAUUCAAUUGGUUAUGAAGGAGCGAAUAGCAUAGCUACUUUAUUAGUGAAAUCCUCAAACAUUUAAGAUUUAAGUCUCAAUUUAUGCUGGAAUUCAAUUCUUGUUUAUGGUGCUAAAGCUAUUGCUAGUGCUUUAUAAAAGUGCUAAAAUAUUUUAAAGUUGAAUCUUGAUUUAUCUGAAAAUUCAAUUGGCUUAGAAGGAGCUUAAGUUUUAGCAUGCUCUUUAUAAAAAUGUUAUAAACUUGAUUUUUUGAGUCUUAACUUAGCAUACAGUUAAAUAGGCGUUGAAGGAACUAAGAGUUUAGCUGCUGCUUUAGAAAUGUACCAAAAUGUUACUCAGUUUAGUCUUAGCAUUGGUGAAAACUCUAUUGGUACAGAAGGAGCUAAAAGCAUCUCAAAAAUCUUUUAAAAGUGUGAGAAAAUUACUGAUUUAAGUCUUAAUUUAUACAAGAACUCUAUUGGUGCUGAAGGAGUUAAGAGUAUUGCACUUGCCUUAGAAAAUUGCUAAAAUAUUAGUAAUUUAAAUCUCAAUUUAUGUAAAAAUUCUAUUGGUAUUGAAGGGGCUAAAAGUACUGCUCUAGCUUUACAAAAGCUUAAAAAUAUAACUGACUUAAAUCUUAAUUUAAGCUGGAAUGAUAUUUAUUUUGAAGGGGCUAAAAGUAUUGCUGAUGCUUUAGAAAUUCACUAAAAUUUUACUAAUUUGAAUCUUAAUUUAUAUAAUAACUCUAUUGGUAUUUAAGGAGCUAAGAGUAUUGCAUUAGCUUUAGAAAAGUGUCAAAAUAUAUCAGUUUUAAAUUUUAAUAUUGGACAAAAUUAAAUUGGUGCUGAAGGAGCUAAUUGCAUAGCACGAACUUUAGAAUAGUAUAAAAAUAUUACAGAUUUAAACCUAAAUAUAGUAAGCAACAAUAUUGGAGUAAAUGGUGCUUAGAGCAUAGCAUUAGCUUUAGAAAAAUGCCAAAGCAUUAUUUAUUUAAGUCUUAAUAUUGGAAAAAAUUAAAUUGGUGUUGAAGGAACGAAGAGUAUUGCUAAUGUUUUAAAAAAUAAUCAAAACAUUAUAAAUUUGGUUCUUAAUUUAUGUGAAAAUUAAAUUGAUGUUGAAGGAGCUAAAAGUAUUGCAAGUGUUUUAGAAAAAUGCUAAAAUAUUCGAUAAUUAUAUCUUAAUUUAUAGUUUAAUUUGAUAGGAGCUGAAGGAGCCAUGAGCAUUACAAAAGCUUUGGAAAAAUGUUAAAAUAUAUCACAAUUAAAUCUUGAUUUAUAAUGA